AUGUCGCCGCUCAAAGAGUGGAGUGAUUUCUUUCCUGGCUUGAAAGGCUUUGCCUUUCCCAAUAAUUUCCGCGAGUUUGAAGAGAGAUUGAUCAGCAACCUGCUUUAUUAUCAGACUAAUUAUCUGGUUCUAGGUACUGCUGUUUUCAUCUUAGCCGGGUUAAAGGAUCCUAUGGGGUUUAUCACUGGCCUGGCCGUGCUGUUCACCGUUUAUUUGGUUUUCGUUUGGGCUGGAGAGAUACAACCCUUGCUUAGCCUAAAGAGAUGGAGGCCAUUAGCUUUUUUGAUCACAGUCAUUGUUGUCAAUUAUGUGGUGAUUUAUUCAUUUGCCAGAAUCAGAAAACUUGCACCACCAAUCAGUUUUAUACUGACUGUGAUUACUCCACAUGUCUCCUUUCGCAACCGUGGCAUCAGCGAGGUGGCAUACAUGAAAGAAGCUACAGGACUGGGCGGAUCAGCUAUGGGCAUUCUACUCAUGACUCGCAACAAAAAAAAAUAGGAAAAGCUAAAGGAGAAAGGAUGAUUGAAAAGGCACUUUGUGAAAACAGAUUCAUUAUUUUCCCUUCUCAUGGAAUUAAAUGUUUCUUUGUCUUUUAAACCUUUUUAUCAUUAUUAUUUUUAAGCUCUAGUGUCCUUGAUGUUUUGUUUUGUUUUUUUUAAAGUAGGCAGCCAGGAAAUGGUAUCAGAGAGAGAGAGAGGGAGAAAACAUGCACCAACAGUCACCAAGCUUGAACUUGAACUUUUAACGGCCACAUUGUGGACUAAAGCUGUAUCUAAAUACCGGUAAAUACAUGGAAAUAUUAGACUUUGGUGUAUUUCAUGUCUAAUAUCAUUUAAAAAAAAGAUGUUUUAAUAGAGGGCUUACCACUAAAAAAAUGUAUUUGAGAUAUAUUAAUAAGGUUAGGGCCCGACAUUCUGUAUUACUCGUAUUAAAUCCCAUAUUGUUAACAUUUUACAGACUCCACCAAAGGUAAUGGAAUUAGAAAUACUAAAAUAAUUCACCUUAUGGUGAUAUUUUGAUUCAGGUAUUUGAUCUCUUAGAAAUGUGAAUAAACUGUUUUUAAAGCUUUCUAAGCAAAUUAGCAGGAUUCCAAUCAUAUGUUCAAAC
Molecule: messenger RNA, 1107 nt
Organism: Cyprinodon variegatus (sheepshead minnow)
Lineage: Eukaryota; Metazoa; Chordata; Actinopteri; Cyprinodontiformes; Cyprinodontidae
Product: PRA1 family protein 3-like
Exons: 3
Coding region: 1-498 (165 amino acids)
Biological process (GO): negative regulation of transport
Cellular component (GO): membrane
Source: RefSeq, a predicted model, not a curated record